AUGCCUCGUGAUGCCGGCCCCCGCAAGCCCACCCUCAAGCAGCUGGCGAAGCAGAAAGCGAAGGACAUCAAGACCCGGGAGCGCAACGAGGCGACGUUCGCAUCCGCCGUUCAGCACUCCAAAAGCACCAUACUCGACGUGGACAUGCGGUUCAUUCAAGACACGCUGACCCAGAACCCGACUUGGAUUUCUCCACUCGCUGGUCUGAUCCGCUCGGGCUCGUUGAAUGGUCUUCUGAAGGACGUUGCCAAGAAGGAGGAGACCGGUGGACUGAGAUGGAAGGGCAAGUGCACCAAAUGGGGCAGUUUGCCGCUUGAGAUGGCGAGCUUAAUGCUCAAGCAUUGCGGUGUGGAGCUCGCGGAGGACGUACAGAAGGACGAACCCGUCGUACGGACCCUCUUCGAGAUCCAGUUCUGGGCAGCCAAGUCGGCGUCCUUGCCAUCUCGUGCGGACAUUCGCUAUCAGUCCACGUUGGUCAAGUUAGCGAGGGCCCGCAUGGAGGACGUUGGUCGCAACUACAUAGCUGCGGUGAACUCGGCGGAGGCUAUCAGUGUUGACCGGGACAGGUACAACAUCUGGUCACUUAGAACAACACGUUGUACUGCCACGUCUUUGCCACACAAGAUGGACACCCUCGCCUCGUACCUCAGCCACGAGCUUCCUACUCUCCCGGACAACAAGACGUGGCAAUUGGACGCCAAGUGGACCUUCGACUUGUCGUCGGACGCAGACACCACGGCUGGCCUCGGCGACAAUGUGCCGCAGGGACCUCCAGCUUUUUUCAGCUCUGCGUCGGACAAGCGUCGGACAGUUGCAUUUUGCAUUCCCUGCGGGACACACGGAAGCCUCAAGGGCGAGAGCUACAAGUUCAAAGAGCCGCAGACCAAGGUAACGGAUGGACAUCGUUUUUGGCACAUGCGUUGGUUUGUGGACUUCCUCGGAGGACACGAGUCUCGAAAUUUCCUCGCAGGCAGUGUGUCGACGUUCAGGAACAAGCUCUUCACGAUUGCAUGGCCCUGCUGGACAGACACGGAGGACGCUCUGAAAAAAGAGAUCGAGUCGCACUUUCUCCAGAGUUCGUUCUCCCUCCUCAAGCAGCAGGAGCACGCUGCAAACGCCGAGAAGAAGGGCACCAAACGAAAGGCAUCCUCGCAGCAGAUGCAGGACGACAUGGAGGACGACAACGAGCAAGCGGACAAUGAGGAGCACACGGGUGACCAGAUGGAAGAGGUAGCAGCUGGACGAAGCACACGUUGUACAGAGUUUGCCACGUCGAGCUUUGCAACGAUUGUUCUUUUGCAUCAAUGGCACCAGGGUAUGCGCAAAGAUGCCAAAUGGAAGAAGCCGGCAGAGGAGGUAUCCAAGCUGGCCGGGGAGUUGCUUCAAGGCCUCGCUUCCUUGUUCCUGCAGACCCCGCAGGACUUCUCAUUCACGUGGGACGGAAACACUCUGGUGCUGCCGUUCAAAGGAGGUUCGCUGGACGUGGACGAGGUUGUACUGCAAAACAGUUUACUUGCUAAAGUACUACACCGCGAUCGUUCCCGAUUCAUGGACGUGCUGCAGGAUGUGAAUGUGGACUGCACCCGUCGGACAAUUGGAGACACUCGCAAGUCAUCUAGUUUGAGGACGAAGUACUACUUGUUGGCGGCUUUGGCACGUGCCAUGGAUUCGUCGGACGACACGCAUUCCUGCUGGACAUCUUUGAAUGUGAAGCAAGUGAUGAGCACCUCCGGAUAUCGUCGGUCGUCCACGAGUUUUCGACAAGAGGUUGCGAGUUCAUCGAAUGCCACACGCAGGACACUUACCUCCACAUUGCAAGGACAUGCGUUCACCGUGCAGGACAGCAGCGAACAGCAGGACGAACAAAAGAUCAAGAAGCACGCUUCUAUGGACGCACACAGGCUAGCACGCAUGGAGCGAUACGCCUAUGUCACGCAGGGCAAGUCAGAUUUCCUCUCGACGGACAUUUUGUGCGUGGUGGUCCAGAAAUCGUCCGUCUUGUCGGCUGAGCAGUGGAAAGCUAUGUGGAACAAGGCUUCCAAGAAGUUCCUCGGGAUCGAGAAACCCGUUGGACCUGGUCAUGCGGAGGACCGGCUGGCCACACUGUCUUGGAUGCAGGACAUAAACCACGGCUUGCGACCCAUUGGCUGGACUUUUGGCUGCUGCCAGAGCACGCCGGCCGGCCCCGCGGAGGACGACACGAAGGCUAAACGUGCACCGAUCAUGAUUUUGUGCACCGACCAAGAAGCAACACAGCUGGCGGCUGUCUCCUUCUUGAGGAACAAAAAGAGCCUCUGGAUCGAACACGUCUCGGACCCCGCCCACAGGUCGCACAACGACGUGGCUUUGGCCUUGUCGGCCGCUGGACUCCUGAAGUUCUGCACAUGGUGCAUCUCGCUGUACAACAUCAGGUAUGGACCCUGGCAGAAGGGCUCGUGGGCGUUGAAGAUCCAGCAAGCCGCAAAUCGCAUGAAGGACAACAUGGACCCCUCGGACCCGAUAUUGCUCCUUUUCUUCCCGGACAUUCUGCUGGACGCCGGCCUCUCCCCCCUGGACGACAACACGGAGGAGAAACGCAGGUCGUUUUUGCAGACAUUACCCGACAUGGACUGCAUCCGCAUCAAGGGCACGAAGGCCAGCAAGAGUCGGUUCAAUUCCCUGACGACGGCCCACAGCGCGCUGGACAAAGAGUGGUCGGUCUUGGCUUUAGUUCUCACGGUGGUCUGCUUGGAGCACAACUGGGCAGUUUCCACUAAGGACCUCUUCUCGCAGGACAGCAACCAGGCCCGUGCCUCGGUUCCAUAUGGUGGAAGCAAGUCUUCUGCCAUACAGGAGGCCAAGCAAGGCAUGGACCAGGAGCGGAAGGGCAGCGCGAACAGUCUACACUUAAUGACGAAGUUCGUGAUCUCGCAGGACAACAAGACGACAGCCAGGAUGAUGUUCCAGGUCUUGCAACCCGAAGAGCUUCGUUGUUCGCUCAUGCUCAAGCAGCUGCGUUCCAAAGGCAUGACGAAGGACUACUACUCUGGCUGGGCACACUGGUCUUGGAUGAGCACUGCAAAGGACCACGUCAGGACUUUGUCGAAUUUGGAAGGUUUAUCUCGUGUCGGCCUCGACCUGACACUGGCACGCGCACAACCCCCGGAGGAGACAGAGCUUGUCUGGCAGGACUCGCUCGCAGGCCAAAUGACGCAGUUGACACUACAGAUCCUGCGGCUGCGGGCCGGGGCACAGCUGUACCAUACUGGAGGUUUCGGUGCGACCGCAGGACUAGUCCAUGCUGAAGAGCAGUUCCGUCGGGCAAGCUUGGAUUUUUUCAAAGAGAUGCAGUCUUGUAUCCAGGACACGCACAGUGGUGGUUCUCGUAUGGCAAAAAAAUUGCUCGAAGGUCAUUUCUCCCAAGGGCCGAUUAGUCGGUACAUCCUCGCCGAUCUUUGCACUACCCGGUUUCAGAGCCUUACGGAGGACGUUGCACACGUAUUGACCAGCAUUUGGUCGGGCCUCUUGAACACGAAGAUCAUCGAAGACUGUAAUAAAGUCCAGCGCGAGGCCGAGCAACGACAUUCGUCUUCGAAGGACUUGGGUCGUUUGGACGGAUGGAAGGCUGUGACCCAACAGGCCGUGGUCAAGAUGUACGAGAGGGUGGAGGCACUGUCAACGGAGCUCUACCACACGCCGGCAGCGUUUGACGUGGCCAAACUUUUCUGCAAAGACACCGAGAAGAAGAAGAUUCAAGCAGUUCGUCGUCGUUCCGAUUCGUCGGUCAGCACGCAGGUCAGUGCCUCGGAGGUGCAGGAAGCACAGCUUCUUGCAGACGUGACGAAGACGAGGGACUGGGUCUCCCACAACCACGCCGAGGAACAGGAGGUUUUGGCUGCCUUCAGUUUACUGAUGAAGGCGUGGAGGGCCAAGCGAUGGUCGCUUUGUGAAGAAGGUUGGUGCUCUGGACUUUUGCCCGAAGGACAUGUUGUACUGGCAGGUGCAGACCCGUUGUUCAUCGUUCGGACAUACCGUUUGGCUGCACUCGCAUGGCCCGGCAAGAUCGUUAAGGACAAGGACCAUGAGUUUUCGAAUUCAACAUGGGCGUUCGGUCUCUCUUUUGGAUGCACAGCACAUCUUUGGACUUGGAAGUGUUGCGGCUGCGAGUUGUUUCACCUCUGCGUGCCUCGGCUGCAGUACAGUUGA
This is a messenger RNA of Symbiodinium sp. CCMP2592, 4185 nucleotides long. The record is from the annotation of a GenBank genome assembly. NCBI's taxonomy places the organism in Eukaryota, Dinophyceae, Suessiales, Symbiodiniaceae.